ACGGUUUGGGGAGGUUGCUCCUUCACUCCCUCAAAUCACUUCGGAUUUUGGAAAUCAGCAGAGAAAAGAGGCAGCAAGAGCUCCAGAGGGAAGUCGAGGAAGCGAGAGACCGGUCAGAGAGAGAGCGCGCUGGCGAGCGAGCAGAGAGAAGGACAGGGGCAAAGUGACUGACCUGCUUUUGGGGGUGACCGUCAGAGCGCGGCGUGAGCCCUCCCCCUUGGGAUCUUGCAUCGGACCAGUCGCGCUGACGGAUAGACAGACAGACACCGCCCCCAGCCCCAGCGCCCACCUCCUCGCCGGCGGGCUGCCGACGGUGGACGCGGCGGCGAGCCGCGAGCAGGAGCCGAAGCCCGCGCCCGGAGGCGGGGUGGAGGGGGUCGGGGCUCGCGGGAUUGCACUGAAACUUUUCGUCCAACUUCUGGGCUCUUCUCGCUCGGGAGUAGCCGUGGUCUGCGCCGGAGGAGGCAAACCGAUCGGAGCUGGGGGAAGUGCUAGCUCGGGCCUGGAGAAGCCGGGGCCCGAGAAGAGAGAGGAGGAAGAUAAGGAAGAGGAGAGGGGGCCGCAGUGGGCGCUCGGCUCGCGGGAGCCGGGCUCAUGGACGGGUGAGGCGGCCGUGUGCGCAGACAGUGCUCCAGCCGCGCGCGCGCCCCAGGCCCCGGCCCGGGCCUCGGUUCCAGAAGGGAGAGGAGCCCGCCAAGGCGCGCAAGAGAGCGGGCUGCCUCGCAGUCCGAGCCGGAGAGGGAGCGCGAGCCGCGCCGGCCCCGGACGGGCCUCCGAAACCAUGAACUUUCUGCUCUCUUGGGUGCACUGGACCCUGGCUCUACUGCUGUACCUCCACCAUGCCAAGUGGUCCCAGGCUGCACCCACGACAGAAGGAGAGCAGAAAGCCCACGAAGUGGUGAAGUUCAUGGACGUCUACAAGCGCAGCUACUGCCGUCCGAUUGAGACCCUGGUGGACAUCUUCCAGGAGUACCCUGAUGAGAUAGAGUAUAUCUUCAAGCCGUCCUGUGUGCCCCUAAUGAGGUGCGGGGGCUGCUGUAACGACGAGGCUCUGGAGUGUGUGCCCACCUCGGAGAGCAACAUCACCAUGCAGGUAGGUGCCUGUGGCGUAGGGGACGGACGGACGGGGUGCAGGAGGGCAAGGUGGGACAUGGAGGGGCAUUAG
Peromyscus eremicus (cactus mouse) is the source of this 1165-nucleotide messenger RNA. Its product is annotated as vascular endothelial growth factor A-like. Gene Ontology annotation, biological process: positive regulation of protein phosphorylation; positive regulation of mast cell chemotaxis; positive regulation of angiogenesis. The transcript has 3 exons. Gene Ontology annotation, molecular function: growth factor activity; vascular endothelial growth factor receptor 2 binding; chemoattractant activity. Gene Ontology annotation, cellular component: membrane. The record is from RefSeq and is a predicted model, not a curated record. NCBI's taxonomy places the organism in Eukaryota, Metazoa, Chordata, Mammalia, Rodentia, Cricetidae. Bases 782 to 1165 code for a protein of 127 amino acids.